AUGGAUCCACAUCGCGAGUCUCGCAAUGCGCUGUUCUACCAGAUCCCUUCUCGGGAAUUGGUCAGCGUCGAGCAUCCGGCUGUGAUCCGCAACAUUGACAGGGCAAUCGAAACGCUUCAGAGCAAUGUAGGGAUCCAAAAGAUUCUCAAUCCGGUCAAGCCCAACGCGUCGGCCAAUCUCAUAUUGCGGCCAGAAGAUGCGAUGGCCCGACCGAUUUUGUCGACCAGCUUGCCAUCCAAUAACGUGCUGCUUAAAGUCACGGUUCCUAAGCGCACUGGCCGGAAGCGCAGGAGAGGUUCUGGCCAGCCCUUCACAGACGCCGAACCCUCAAAUUCAUCAGUUCCGGACUCAACGGGAGAAAUCUCCACUCGGCGGACCGCAAAGGACCUCCUGCGCAGUCUGAUGGAUAAUCCCUCCAGCUAUACCAUUGAAGCUGUAGGCAAAGUAGAACGGACCCACGUCUUUCGAGGUUGGUUCUCAUCAUUCUCUACUCCGGAUGUGGAUAGGUUAUCCUUGAUUGUCAUGAUCUUCCCGAAGAUGAUUCAUAUGAUGUAUCUGACCCUAGACGUAUUCACAGGCAUGCCGGACUUUGUGUACUCGACGACGAAUAGCGCAUUCACCAACAAAUUCCGCGACCUUAUCCUUCCUUAUGACUUGGAAAAACUGAAGCAGUUCGACAUCGACAUGAGCAAGGGUGCUACCAAGGGCGCUGACCUUAUUCCACCGCCGGUUUUUAGCCAGACAGAAGUGCCUUUCCAGUACAUCUACCGGCAAAACCCAACCGUCCGAAAGUCGGUUGGUCAGUCUGGUGAAAUCACCACUGUCAAUACUCAACAGGCUCAGAAAGUUCACACGCAUCUGGUGGUAUACGAUGCACCCGAAGUCCCCUCCAGUCCGCAUCCAGACAUGCCUCCGCUGGAGACCCUCGAAAGCAACCUCCGUUCACUCAUAGAUCACCUCGCCAAGCUCUUCGAGCAGCGUCCCGCCUGGACCCGGCGCGCCCUGCGCAAUUACCUCACCUCCGAUGAACAGCGCAGCUUGCUCCGACAUGCCGUCCCCUAUGUUGGGUAUGUCUUCCGUUCGGGCCCCUGGCGCGAUGCCAUCCUCAAGCUGGGUCACGAUCCCCGCACCGAUCCCGCCUAUCGCGACUACCAGACCUUCAUGUUCCGCCUCAUCCCGCGUGAAAAUGACGCCGCGCGUGAGGGCACCGGUGGGGGCCGCCGCUACAAUCCGCCCCGUCUGGACGAAAACCCGGCCGUACCUUCCACCAGCGCCGGUGCCCCCGACACGCACCUCUUCCGUAGCGAGCUGCCAUUACCGCGUGACGGCCGCAUUUGGAUGGCUUGCGACAUUAAGGAUCCGUUGCUGGCAGGUAUCCUGUAUCCAGACCAGCCGGCGGAGGACUUUCUCCGCCCAACGUGUGAGGUCAUCACCGACGGAUGGUUUGGCAACGGGGUUAUGGGCAAAGUCAAGACCAUUAUGCGGGCCAAAAUCCAGAUGCUUAUCGAGAAUCGUCAGCCCCGGGACGCUGAUUUCCGUCAGAUCGUGGCGUUCCCAGACCAUGCGGUCACGGAGGCGGAUCUGGCGCAGUUCACUGUCGAUCUCGAAACGGCAUCGAGUCGGGAGAUCCAGCUGGCAACGGAGGUGCGGGCGUCAAUCAAGGGCGCCCCACUGUGGCGGCGAGUGCAUGAUUUACCCCAGACGGAGGGAGAUAAGUAUCGGGGGCGGGGCCCAGCGCGGUCCAGGAAAGGGAAGUCGGUGGUAUUUGAGGAACCGGAGCUGGACGAUGACGACGACGACGACGAGGAGGAGGAGGAAAGCGAGGGCGAGGAAGAGGAGAUGGAACGAACAGAGAUGUUGGAGGCACAGGUUGCCGCCGCCUUAGCAGCGAGGGCCGCGGCGGAUACGAAGGGAAAUGGAGAAGAGGGAGAGAAUGCCGAGGGGCACAAUGAGACGGAUGAUAAUUGA
This is a messenger RNA of Penicillium macrosclerotiorum, 1968 nucleotides long. Its product is annotated as transcription factor TFIIIC subunit TFC1. Gene Ontology annotation, biological process: transcription initiation at RNA polymerase III promoter. Lineage: Eukaryota; Fungi; Ascomycota; Eurotiomycetes; Eurotiales; Aspergillaceae. The record is from RefSeq and is a predicted model, not a curated record. Bases 1 to 1968 code for a protein of 655 amino acids. Gene Ontology annotation, cellular component: transcription factor TFIIIC complex. The transcript is spliced from 4 exons.